This is a messenger RNA of Rotaria sordida, 654 nucleotides long. The record is from the annotation of a GenBank genome assembly. Lineage: Eukaryota; Metazoa; Rotifera; Eurotatoria; Philodinida; Philodinidae.
AUGAUUUUCUAUCAAGCGCCACAUAUAAUAUCCCUUGAUGUUUCACUGCAAGGCGAUGCAUCACAUAUUCAUUCUCUAUCUCUAAAUUCUCAAUUGAGGCGACUAACUCUAAAAAUUGAUGAUUCAUCAAUAUUACUAACUCAAAUCGAGCAAGUUUUAUCAAAACUAACCAAAUUGAUAUACUUUGAAUUGUGUGCUAAAGGUGAUCGUGAUCUUGCUAAUGGUCAUCAAUGGAAAAUAUUGAGUGAAGCUCUCACGACAUUCAAUUUCAAUUCAAUAAAAAAUAUGAAUUAUUUUAUUGAAGAAUUAUUACGUCUUUUUCCAUAUGUUGAACAUUUACAAAUGUCAUCUUUGAAUUCGAGGAAACAGAUAAUUCGAUUGAUCGAUGGUUUCAAAUAUUUAUCAAGUGCAUCAUUCACCGUUAAAUCACCAUAUAAUGAAGACGAACGACGUUGGUAUUUCGACCCAGAUUUGUCAAUAUUUGGCACACGACGACUAAGCAAAGACAAUUUUAGAUGUCGAGUUUAUCGUUUGACUCGUACAAAUUCGUCUUACAACGUUCAUAUAUGGAUUGGAAAACAGACAUGUCGAAAAUGUUGGCUAACUUAUUGUUCUCCCCGAAGAGGAUAUUACUGGCAUCGAUUAAUAACAUAG